Cantharellus anzutake is the source of this 2379-nucleotide messenger RNA. RefSeq lists its product as uncharacterized. The record is from RefSeq and is a predicted model, not a curated record. The transcript has 10 exons. Bases 1 to 2379 code for a protein of 792 amino acids. NCBI's taxonomy places the organism in Eukaryota, Fungi, Basidiomycota, Agaricomycetes, Cantharellales, Hydnaceae.
AUGGCAAGAAAUAUGUGGACCGAGUUCAGCGACUACCGAGAUUGGAUGUACAAGGGCUCUGCCAUCGUUCCUCUCCGUCAACUGGUCGAUCUGGAAGGCAACUGCCAAGUAGAUGAAGAGUUUGUCGCCAGGUACCAUGAGACUUGGGGGGGCAGCAUCGACCCCUUGAUGCACGAGAUGAUGGGGUUGCUUCCUGAUGACGAUGGGUUGGACCUCCAAAGUUUUCCUGCAGACAUCCAGGUACAGGUCGUCCAUGGCCAGCACCGAAAGAGGGUGCUGGAAAUGCAUAUAAGGACUCUGCUGCAGCAAGAGCAUGAACUUGCACAUCCUGAUGAGGAAGUGUCCUCACAGGAAUUCCCGAUAGAGGCAGUGUAUGUGCAUCCCUGCGCAUUUUGGAAGGUGAAGCUCUAUGGGCAAUCUCUUCGAAAGAACCAUGAAGUCAUGUUCCGUGUUUGGCUGGCCAAAGAUAACAAGAUGGAGGACAAGGUGCCGAACAAGUGGCACUACAUGUUUUCGGUCAUGCAUGGGGUGAUCAAGUCAAAGAAUCCAGCACUGGCUACGAUGGAACUGGGUUCAGCCUGGAGGGCGGUGGAGGAGAAGGAGAUGUUGCCGUUGCAGGAUGUAUGGAGAUCGAGUGAGCUGGCAGAGGCCAUUGGGGACCUCCUCACGAUCCCAUGCUGGAGGGAAUGCGAAAAAGUGCCAUCUAGCAUGGAAAGGUGGACUCAUUGUGGGAUGCAUCAGCUGAGUGCCCUGGUGCAACCACGGGGGGUAACAUCAGUGACUGUGUUGGACCUUGCCCUUUCGUGGUCCAUCAACUUCCAGCACCCUCCUAGGUGGACCACUGUGUUGAACGACAAACCCAAUGCGAUAUACAGCCAAGGGGUGAUCUCGGAGGCGAAGAGGGUUCCAGAUGGAUACAGGAAUGCCCUUCAGGACUGCAAGUUGAACACUUGGGGAUUCCUCCCUGAUGAUUUCCUACAUCCAGCCUAUCUCCAGGCGAACAACUCGCGAGUUAAUUUGGAGAUGUCCAAGAUACAAAGGACCUUCAUUCUCUUGGUCUACAUCGUCUUUGGGGAGAAGCAGGCCAAGAAGAUGAUGAGUCGGAUGAAAGGGCAUGGUGGAAGAAGGAAGCAAGAGGAUGUGGAUGCAUUCCAUUUCACUCAAGAUAACGAGGAGCUCUUUUGGGACACUGUGCUCCCAAAACUAUGCGUGGCUAAGGGUCAUAACACCGAUGGCAUAAGAUUACUGGAAGAGAUCUUCCUAUCUCACCUGAUCCGUCAAGGCACAGUGGAUGCCACGUUCAAGAAACAGGAUGUGGACGAGACGAGUGACAACUUGGACAGACAUGGUCAGGAGAAACGAAGGGUGGUGGGCCUUGCUGAGACGGUGUCAGAGGCAGUCGUGGAGCAGCUGGAUGGUGCGGUGGACAAGUACUACGACAGUAUCUACCACCUUGGACAGCUGAGUUCGCACUGUGACGAGGUGGAAAAGUCUAGGGAGAUGGUGCAAUGCAAGCAGGUCAAGCUGGAUCGGGAGGAGAGGGAGCUGGAUCACCAGCUUCACAGUAUAGUGGAGGAUGUGCUUCAAGAGGACUCUACAGCUAUGAAUUGGGCAAAGGCCAGUGCCAUCAUGGAUGGCAAAGUCACUGCCAAGGACAUGAUGAGCUUGGCCAGCAUCCCCCCACCAGCACAACCCAUGUCGUCAUCAUCAUCACUGCAAACAACCCCUGAACAAUCCUCAAGGAAGAGAAGAUGGUCAUCGUCUGCUUGUCCAACCUCGAAGAAACUCAGAAGGGCCUCUGACCAAAUCGAUGACAGGGCAGUCGUGCUGAGACCCGAUCGCUGGCAUCAAGUGGCAAGUCAAGCGUGGGUGGGAACCCCUCCUUUGACCAUAGGCCCACUGCACCGUGAUCACCAGACUCAAGGUACUGCUCCAGUGGGAACACAGCAGGAUGACUGCGAUGAGGAUGCAACAGAGGAUCCAUCCUUGGAUGAGCCAGAUGCUGCUGGAUCCAUGCUGGAGGAGUUACCUGAUGCUGCUCUUCCUCCCUUGGAUGCAUGCCAGGAGGAUACACGUAUGGUAGACGAUCUGUACUCUCAAUGCCCGCUGAAAGAGCUGCUCUCUGAUGGGUGGAAGUGGGAUGCUGAUUCGAUGCCAGAAGACCUGUGGAUGGGACAGGAUGGACCGAGUGGGGGUGUGACGGUAGUAGAAUCACAGGGUGUUGAAUAUGAACAGCAAACAUCGCAACACUCUCAAGUGCCUGGUACUAGCAGCAACCACACUUCCCAGUUGGACCAUCUGCUGGGGACCCCUGAUCACACGAUGCUGAAUCGUUACAUAGGAUAUCAAUAUUGGAGCCAGGGAUGGCAGAAUGAAUAG